Molecule: messenger RNA, 3038 nt
Organism: Mirounga angustirostris (Northern elephant seal)
Lineage: Eukaryota; Metazoa; Chordata; Mammalia; Carnivora; Phocidae
Gene: SHD
Product: Src homology 2 domain containing transforming protein D
Exons: 7
Coding region: 1759-2781 (340 amino acids)
Molecular function (GO): phosphotyrosine residue binding
Source: RefSeq, a predicted model, not a curated record
UGCAGGAGGAGGACCGAGUUCAACAGGUUCAUGUGGGCGACACGGCCAAAGCUGGGGAGAGGACAUAUGGAAGCCCCUGCUGCGGUGAGGGGCUUUGUCUGCUCAGCUCUGGACCUCAGUGUCGUCGCCUGGAAAAUGGGGCUAACAGUGGGGCAGAGGCGGAGAAACGCUGAUCCCAUGAAGACACUCUAGUGGGUCUCCAGUGCCACCCCAGCCAGGCCACAUCGGGACGUGCAGGCAGACGUGAGCUGUGGGGUGGCUCUGAGCAAGUCCUCCCCGUCUCUGUGCCUCAGUUUCCCUAUGGGAAAAAAUAACUCCCUUCUGGCGAUCCUUCCUUGAGCUCUCUGGGGGUUUCCUGUUAGAAACCAGGAAAGCAAGGCACAGACAGCAUAGACAUGGCCCCGACCCACUGUUCUUCCCCAGGGGCAUUUUCCCACCAGUAUCAGCUCUGACUUCCGUCUGGGUUUCCCUCCCCUCCAAGCCACAGGCACAAGCCCACCCUGGGGUCGGGGGGGUGGGGCACUGGGAGAAGGGAAUCUGCAGCCCCAUUCUUCCCGAUCACCCCUCUCUUACUUCAGUAUUAGGGGGAGCUGAACAAGCCCCCUUAGGAUGAAAGAAAAACCGUGUUUGCUCUGGAAUUGGCCAGCACACCUCUUUGCUUCCCUUACCCCAAACCUCUUAGUGUCCUCGCCCCCAGACAGCUUCAGCGCCAACAGGCAGCCUGGCCAGGCGAGACCCCUCUCAUUUCUGUCCCCCCUCCUUGACUCCACCCCCAGAAGCCACAAAGGGACAGAUGCUGAGGACGCGCCGGGCACUGAUACCAUCUCCCUUCCCAAGGCCAGCUGCCCCAGCCCCCUUCCCCCAUGCUGCAAUUAGUCCCCUGGGCGGGGCGGGAUUGCAGAGAAGAGUCCUCUUGGGAAGGGGACGCCAGACCUCCCUCCCUCCCGUUGCCUCCCCGCUUCCUUCAGCUGCAUCAACAUCAAUUUUAGCCAGUGACCUCUGGAACGAUCUGCUGGUCAGUUGCGCCGCCAGAGACUGGUUCAAUUUCAACCCUCAACAGUGGUCGCUCUCACCCCAUCUGCUGGUGGCUGGGGCCGGAUCGAGGCGGCCGGGCCGGGGGCCGCGGGACCCGGGUUCCCCCCGGAGCGGAGAGGAGCGCAACAAAGGAGGCGCCGCGCGGAGGUCACCGUCCCCGCGGCCCAACUUUGCGCGCGGCGCCCGCGCCCCGGGGGAGCCGGCCCGCUGCGCUGAGGACCCAGGCGUCCGGGCUGAGCCGGGGUUGGGGGCCCCCGCGGGCGGCGCUUUCCCCGACUCCCGGCCGCAGAAGGGAAUCCCGGAGCUUCCCGGAGGCGGCGGGCGGCAGAGCCGCGCACGGGGACCGCGCUUCCCGCGGAAACUCCGCGCGCUUCCGCGGAUGCCCCUCGCCCUGGCCCGGCCACCCGGCGCUCGGGGUUCAGGGCCCUGCGGGGCGCCCCCUUCCCCCGCCGUCCUUGAGGAGCCGGGCUAAGGUGGACUUUUGCUCUCCUUCCUCCUCUUCCUCCCUCCGUCUCCUUCUUCUCUCCUCUUCUCACUGCCUUCUGAGCCCAGCCAAGGGACACACCUGAUCUUUCUCCUCUCCCUUCCUCCUCUCUCUCCUCCUCCCCCUCCCUCCUGCCCCCCCCUCCUUCUCCCUGGGGACUCUGCGGAGAAAGGGGCCCGGGAAGGGGGCAUGUGGGUCCCCCUCUGACAGUGGCCAGGUUUGGCACGACACACGCACAGAUGGCCAAGUGGCUGCGGGACUACCUGAGCUUUGGCGGUCGGAGGCCCCCUCCGCCGCCGCCCACCCCCGACUACACGGAGAGCGACAUCCUGAGGGCCUACCGCGAGCAGAAGAAUCUGGACUUCGAGGACCCCUAUGAGGACUCAGACAGCCGCCUGGAGCCCGACCCCGCCGGCCCCGGGGACUCCAAGGGCCUCGGAGGCGCCAAGUAUGACUCUCCCAAGCACCGGCUUAUCAAGGUGGAGGCAGCGGCCAUGGCCAGAGCCAAGGUCUUGCUGGGCAGCCCCGGGGAAGAGUUGGAACUCGACACGGAGUAUUCCGACCCCUUUGAUGCCCAGCCUCACCCACCACCUUCAGAUGAUGGUUACAUGGAGCCCUAUGAUGCCCAGCGAGCUGUGAGCGAACUGCCAUGCAAGGGGGUGCAGCUGUAUGACACUCCCUAUGAGGAGCAGGACCAAGAGCCAGGAGAUGGGGCCCCUUCUGGGAGGAGACCUCGCCAGAGCCGGCUGCCUCAGGAAGAUGAGCGGCCUGCGGAUGAGUAUGACCAGCCCUGGGAGUGGAAGAAAGACCACAUCUCCAAGGCGUUUGCAGUGCAGUUUGACAGUCCUGAGUGGGAAAGGACCCCAGGCUCAGCCAAAGAGCUCCGGAGACCCCCAUCCAGAAGCCCCCAGCCCGCAGAGCGCGUGGACCCGGCCCUGCCCCUGGAGAAACAGCCGUGGUUUCAUGGCCCACUGAGCCGGGCAGAUGCCGAGAACCUCCUGUCUCUCUGCAAGGCAGGCAGCUACCUCGUGCGGCUCAGCGAGACCAGUCCCCAAGACUGCUCCCUAUCCCUCAGGAGCAGCCAGAGCUUCCUGCACCUGAAGUUCGCACGGACCCGAGAGAACCAGUUCGUGCUGGGUCAGCACAGCGGCCCCUUCGCCAGCGUGCCAAAGCUGGUCCUCCAUUACAGCUCCCGGCCGCUGCCUGUGCAGGGCGCUGAGCAUCUGGCCCUGCUGUACCCGGUGGUCAUGCAGACCCCCUGACCCCAGCACCUUCAGCCCCUGCCCUGCACCGGGUGGGCCCAGAAUCACUGGCUGCAAACGCUCCAAGUCUUUCCAGAGACUCGCCACCCCUCCAGGUCCUUGGUCUUCAUCAGAGCUACCUUCUUGGCCCUCUCUUGGGUGCUAGGGACCAGAAUUGUGUCUCCAAGCACUCCCCUGGCCUGGAAAAUAAAUAAGUUAUUGUGUAUUUCAAGUGUCCUUUCUGGGAGGCGGGGAUCCCAACUCCAGGGAAAGGAGAG